AUGUUCGCUGGUGCCUGUGUGAUUUAUCUGUGUAGGACGCAGAAGAGCGUCACCCUGUCUUCGACGGAAGCGGAGUACGUGGCGAUGUCUGAUGGGAUGAAGGAGGCUAUUUUUCUGCGAUAUCUGUGGAAAAUUAUCUUUCCGGGCUGUGAUGUGGGGUGCACUCCGGUGUGGGAGGACAACGUAGGCGCUAUUCACUUGGCAAGUAACCCGGCUACUACUCCCAACUCGAAGCACAUCGACAUCCGCCACCAUUUCAUCCGUGAGCGUGUAGCACGGGGGGAGUUCAAGGUAGUCCACGUACGGUCGGACCUGCAACGCGCGGAUUUCUUGACCAAACCGCUCCCCAAGGAGACUUUUUGCGCUCAUCGUGACUUCGUGAUGAAUAUUCGUUGAUUUUGUUCUUUGUGUUGCGCUAUUUCAGCGAUGGGGCCUUUCUUGCAUCAUGUGUUUUAUUUGUGACCUGGUACUGGCCUUUGAUCUGCUGCUCGAUGUUGAUUUCUGCUUUCGCGAUGGAUGGGAUAGUUCUGCGUGAGAAUCAUGGGGGGGGAAGUAUUGUUCCAUGAUCCUAGUCGCAGGUGGUUUGUCUUGGUUUUGAUUUUUUUCGGGAUGAAUGAUGCAGCAGGGGGGCUGUUGGAUUGAUUGAUUGGAUUGAUUUUGACUUCAUGUUCAGGAUGGAAUGGAUGUUACAGCAGGGGGGCUGGUGGAGUGGUUUCUUUGUCAAGGUAUUGGAUGUCGGAGAGAGGGUUUGGCAUGUUCUUGUAAUAUGAACUGGCAAUUGAGUUGAAACAUGAAUAUUUAUCUGAGGAAUGAAUUUGUUCUGAAUAGUCAGGACGUAAGACACGUUUUCCCGGAGUUAUCGUCCUCCCCGUUCUGACGUGAUUCUGAUGUAAUGUUGAUCUUUUUGCUGGGUAUUUUUCCAAGGGUGAUUGUUCGUGUUUUGACUGCUUGAGAAUUGGGUAGAGCACUUUUCUCGAGAGGGUGAUUUGUUUUUCUUGACAGACCUUNGACCUUUCAGGGGUAGAAAUUUGACAUCAAAAAGGUUUGAAAGCUUUGCAGGACGUGUCCUGUUGGAAGAUCCGGCGAUUUCGUGGGACAUGUUCUAUUGGCAGAGUCGUUUGGAUU
Molecule: messenger RNA, 1125 nt
Organism: Ectocarpus sp. CCAP 1310/34
Lineage: Eukaryota; Phaeophyceae; Ectocarpales; Ectocarpaceae
Source: the annotation of a GenBank genome assembly